This is a messenger RNA of Penicillium longicatenatum, 1656 nucleotides long. RefSeq lists its product as uncharacterized. The record is from RefSeq and is a predicted model, not a curated record. NCBI's taxonomy places the organism in Eukaryota, Fungi, Ascomycota, Eurotiomycetes, Eurotiales, Aspergillaceae. The coding region runs from base 1 to 1656 and encodes 551 amino acids. The transcript has 6 exons. Gene Ontology annotation, molecular function: carbohydrate:proton symporter activity. Gene Ontology annotation, biological process: carbohydrate transport; transmembrane transport. Gene Ontology annotation, cellular component: membrane.
AUGGAAAAGUCUCAAGUCGACCACGUGGAAGGCCUUGAGCCCCAGCUUUGCCGUGAGGAAGCGUCAUGGGCCAAAUUAGUCCCUGGCGGAUACUCUCCAUCUCGGUGCAUGAAACUUCGAGGACGGCCUAUGAUCAAUGCCAUUUUACUUCUCGCCGGAACCUCGAUAAUGUUUUUUGGUUACGACUCCUCGUGCAUGAGCCAAGUUGAUACAAAUUCUGACUACUUGCGAUACAUGGGGACCGACUCUGGUUCGGCACGCGAUUCCGCAGCGGUAGGGGGGCUGGUCAGUGUUUGGUUUGGAGGUUUUGGAAUAGGUGCGAUCCUUGUCGGCUGUCUUGCAGAUGAAAUCGGUCGCUUGAAGUGUAUACAACUCGGUUGUAUCUGGGCUAUUGUUGGUUGUGCGCUUCAGGCAUCUGCGCAGAACUUUACUUGGAUGGCCUUUGCACGUAUUAUUGGAGGUGUGGGCUGUGGGCAUCUGAAUACCAUCGUGCCUAUUUGGACGUCAGAACUGGCUGAUUCUCGCGAUCGGGGCGCUUUUGUCGCUGUACAAUUUACAUUGGCUCUUACCGGAGGUACUAUAGUAUAUUGGACAGAAUACGCAUGUUCAAAGACUCAGAGUCUCGCGUUCGCAUGGCGAUUCCCUCUUGCUUUGCAGCUGAUCUUCCUGUUGUUCAUCCUUUUCGCGACGCCAUUCUAUCCCGAGUCACCACGCCAUCUAGUCAGAAUAGGUCGAGUCUCCGAAGCACGGGAGAUAAUGGCAAGGACACGCAUAAAUACCCUGGAAAGUGAAGUCGAGCGCGAAUUGGCAGAGAUAGUGGCGGCAAUUCGCCUCGAAGCCAAUGAGCCACCACCUUCAAUGUGGAAGACAUUCACCACCCGCGAUAAACUGCACACAAGACGCCGGAUAAUGCUGGGUGCCGGUGUCCAAAUUAUGCAGAAAUUCACUGGCAUCGAUUUUAUUUCUACCUAUGCGCCUGAGAUGUUUUCCUUGGCCGGUUAUACCGGUGACAAACCUGCCUUACUGGCUGGAGGUAAUUUUUUCGGUUACACAGCUAGUUUGGCGCUAGCGAUCUAUCUCUGCGAUCGGCUGGGUCGUCGUCGGUUGAUGUUGAUAGGGUCGUCUUCCAUGUUUGUAGUGUUGGUUGCAGGCGGUAUUUUGGCCCACGAAGUCAUCUCCAAGGUUGACACAAAUCCAGCUCUGUCGUCACGAUGUGGCGCUGGCGUUGCAGCCGUGCUUUAUCUAUACUCUUUCAUAUAUGGGAGCACAUGGCUUACCACAUGCUGGGUCUACCCUACUGAGAUUUUCCCACUUGUCAGUCGAGCAAAAGGAACUGCGGUAGCUACAGUGGCGUUUUCGUUGGCAGGUGGAAUAAUCAACGAAAUUAUUCCAUACCUCAUUGACGCUGUGUCAUAUUGGGUCUUUAUCAUCUUUGCCCUUUUGAACUUGGUGAUGCUUGUCCCUAUAUAUCUAUUCUACAUUGAAACGGCCAAUCGGCAUUUAGAGGAUCUCGACUUCCUAUUUGCACACGACAGUCCAUUUUUCUGGCACGCCGAGCGCGCGUUUGCGAGUAGAAAAAUCGAGGAAGCGGCGGCUAAUGAGAAAGUCAAUCAACAGGGACUUCUUUCAGAACGUGACUUAAAGGUUGAGGUUUGA